Molecule: messenger RNA, 3383 nt
Organism: Ectocarpus sp. CCAP 1310/34
Lineage: Eukaryota; Phaeophyceae; Ectocarpales; Ectocarpaceae
Source: the annotation of a GenBank genome assembly
AUGCGCAUCAUGCCCAUAGGUGCCGGCAACGAGGUCGGCCGUAGCUGCGUGAUCCUCAAGUACAUGGGAAAGACCAUCAUGCUCGACUGCGGCAUCCAUCCGGGCUACAACGGAAUCGCGGCGUUGCCGUUUUUUGACGCCAUCGAUCCCUCCGAGAUCGACCUCCUGCUGGUGACGCACUUCCACCUCGACCACGCGGCGAGCCUCCCGUACCUCACGGAGAAGACCGGGUUCAAGGGGAGGGUGUUCUGCACUCACCCCACCAAGGCCGUCAUGCGGAUGCUGCUGUCGGACUACAUCCGCCUGGUUAACGUGCACACCGAGCACAUCCUUUACGACGAGAAGGACCUGAACCGGUGCAUCGACAAGAUCGAGUUGGUGGACUUCCACCAGGUCCUGGAACACGAGGGCAUCAAGUUCUGGUGCUACAACGCCGGGCACGUCCUCGGUGCGGCCAUGUUCAUGAUCGAGAUAGCGGCAGCAGGGACCAAGUGGGCCUCACAAAUCCACCAACCUGCAGUGUUGCUCAUUUUCCACCCCUGCCACUUGCUGGUAUCUGACGCAACCACCGCUGUUGUCAAAUGUGCUUGCCGUUUCCGCGGGCCACCUUCUUGCCGCCGCAUUCGUUCUCACCAUCCCCCCUGGCUGCUACUCGACAACACGACGCUUCCCGCGGCCGCGUUGUCGUGGAGCAACCAGGGGGUGCACGUGCUGUACACCGGAGACUAUAGCAUGGAGGCCGACAGGCACCUCAUGGCGGCCGAGAUGCCGAGCACCUCCCCGGACGUGCUGAUCGUCGAGUCCACCUAUGGAGUGCAGGUGCACGAGCCGCGCAAAGAGCGCGAAUCGCGGUUCGUGGGCACGGUGUCCAAGGCGGUCAAGAAGGGAGGGAGGUGCCUCAUUCCUGUCUUCGCGCUGGGGCGUGCUCAAGAGCUCCUGCUCAUCCUGGAUGAGUACUGGCAGCAACACCGCGAGCUGCACCACAUCCCUAUCUAUUACGCCUCGCGGUUGGCAUCCAAGGCUAUUCGGGUUUAUCAGACGUACAUCAACAUGAUGAACGAGCACAUCCGGCAGCAGAUGGAUGUGGCCAACCCCUUCAAGUUCCAGCACAUCACCAACCUCAAGAGCAUCGACCAGUUCGAUGACUCGGGACCGUCGGUUGUGAUGGCGUCGCCGGGGAUGCUCCAGAGCGGGGUUUCCAGGAUGCUGUUCGACCGCUGGUGCACCGACGACAAGAACAGCGUCCUCAUCCCCGGCUACUCCGUGGAGGGCACGCUGGCCAAGAAGCUCCUGUCGGAGCCCGACGAGGUUCAGGGGAUGGACGGAAGGGUGCGGCAGCGGAGGUGCGAGGUGAAGUACAUCUCGUUUUCCGCACACGUGGACUUCGUCCAGAACAAGGGCUUCAUCGACGGGGUGCAGCCGGCCAACGUUAUCCUGGUGCACGGGGAAGAGACGGGCAUGCUGAGGCUCAAGACCGAGCUCGAGAAGCAGUUCGCCAUGGUGCCCCAGGACGAGAGACCCCUUGUCUUCAACCCCAAGAACUGCGCCGAGGUGAAGAUCGAGUUUCACCGGGAGACUGUGGCCAAGGCGGUCGGCUCCCUCGCUCGCGACCUGGGCGGCCGCGGGAAGGGUAGCAAGGGUGUCAGCAGGCGGGCGGCGGCCGCGCGACGGCGAGGCGAGGCGUUCGACGUGCAGGGGCUGCUGGUGAACGAGCGCUUCACCAAGAGGCUAAUGUCCGCGGACGAGCUGGACGAGUACACGCUGCUCAAGGUUGGCGGGAUCCGGCAGCGGCUGUCGGUGCCGUACUUCUCCUCCGCCGAGGCUCUCCGAGCUUUCGUGAGGGAGGUGUUCGCCGACGACAGCAUCAAGCAGGAGGAGGGGACCUUCGGCACCAGGCUCGUCGUUCACGGUGCUGUGGCAGCGACUCUGCCGCCUCCCAGCGCGAAGGACAGGACCAAGCUUCUGCUGGAGUGGGAUGCCAGCCCCGUCAACGACAUGCUCGCGGACUCGAUGGUGGCGCUCGCAACCCAGGCGCAAACCAGCCCGGCCGGAAUUUCGCUCACAACGGGCGGGCACCACCACCACAGCCACCACCAGAAACACGGGGAUUGUGCUCGAGACAGAGAAGAGGGUGCACGUGUCAAGGCUACAGGAGGCAUGGGUGUAGAUGAAGGGGGUGCUGCUGCUGCGACUUUGUCCUCGAAGGUCAAGACUGAGGUGGGAGAGGAAGAAGGCCCACCAGUGUCAGGAGGGAGAGGGACUGGUGUUGCUGGUGCCAGAGCAGUCAAGACGGAAGGUUCGUCCACGGCGUUGAAGGAAGCGGCGGCAGGGGGUCAAGGGAGGACCAAGUCACCGGCAGGCGGUGUUGCUGGCCGGGCGGGAGACGAAGCCAGCGGCUCUGCUUCGGUUCAUACGGCGAAACCUACCACGGCGGUACCUCGCCGCGGCGAUGGUGCUGCCGGAGAAGACCGGGAGGGCAGCGACUGGUCGUCGAUGCUCGCGGCAGCGCUGCUGCUCGUACGCCACGCGAUGCAAGACACUUUCGGGAAGGGGGCGGUAACCGUCACGUCGAAGCAAAAAGAGAAGCCGGCGCCGGCGCCGGCGCCGGCCGCGGCCGGGAAGCAGACUUCGCCCGACAAGCCGUUAUCGGCGGAAAUUAAGAUCGACACGGGUGGUGCAGUCGUUCGGGUGCGAGUUUACGUGGUACCGCCUGCGAGCACCGCUGUGUCCGGUUCUGGGGAAAGCGGAGGCAGAGGGUCGGCUGGGUGGCGAUGCGAGGUGGUGGAGUGCACGAGAGAUUCCCUUGGGAGCCAGAUCUCGAUGCUCGUCGAACGGCUACGGGCGGCUGUUUCCAGGAGCUGACCCGAUCGUUUCAGGACGUCACCAGUUAGUCGGAUGGAUGCAAUUGAGAGAGAUGCAUGUGGCGAUAUGUAGUCCGGUUUGUUGCGCAGGCUAGUGUUCGCUUGCAGGGAGAGAGUGUGCGUUCUGCGAGGUUAUUGCUAAUGAUCCGGCAGGUGCGCCUUUCAUGUGACAGUGUCUACCAGCGAGCCUGGUCCUGCUUAAUUUUCCGGCACUGUAGGCCUGCUAUCUAGGCAGCUUUGAUGCGUUGGGCACGUCGCAGAACAGGCCCACACGCGGGAUAUACGCUGAAAGAGGGACGGUCUUGCUGCACAAUGGUGUCGUUCUGACUUGUUCGUGUCUUCUGUGGGUGUUGAAAAGGUAGCUCUCUUCCUGGUAGUAACCGUUCAUGCUGAUCAAGAGUCUGCCAUGGAAACGGCAUACGGGGUUGCAGUUGGAAGACUGUACAGAACCUGGGGUCAAAUCGAAUAUUAGGUCUGAGAAUUCGGCGCGACAGAACAAACUGAACCCCUGCUGUAAAGAAG